Messenger RNA from Cololabis saira (Pacific saury), 2563 nucleotides. RefSeq names its product cyclin I family, member 2 (gene ccni2). Gene Ontology annotation, biological process: regulation of cyclin-dependent protein serine/threonine kinase activity; mitotic cell cycle phase transition. Lineage: Eukaryota; Metazoa; Chordata; Actinopteri; Beloniformes; Belonidae. The record is from RefSeq and is a predicted model, not a curated record. Gene Ontology annotation, molecular function: cyclin-dependent protein serine/threonine kinase regulator activity. The transcript has 7 exons. Gene Ontology annotation, cellular component: cytoplasm; cyclin-dependent protein kinase holoenzyme complex; nucleus. Bases 359 to 1444 code for a protein of 361 amino acids.
UCUCCGCCCUCCAGAGCGCUGCUUCCUACGCUUUACGCUUUUUCUUUUUAUUUUGUUUUCAUUUGCGUUUAGGAUUCUGUUCCUAUUUUAUUGUAUUUAGCUACCCUUUGCUGUAUAUUUUUAUUUUUAUAUAAUGCGGCUGUUCUCCGUAGAUUACUUGCAAAAUACAUUCUUUUCCGAGAUUGUGUUUUCACGAACAUCGUCGCUCUUUUGUUUGUUUUUUGGUCGCUUUUCGUGAAAAUGGACUGAUUUUUAAAAAUCGUAUAAAUGCACCUGCCGUCGAAGACAUUCUCUCCUACCCAAAACGAAGAGCAGGAGUGCGUGUCCUGGGUGCAGCCUGGCCUGUGCCGUGGUGGCCAUGAAGAACCCGGGAUCCCCCGAGAGCCGAAGGCUGGCCGGCCUGCUGGAGUCUGCGCUGGCCCGGGAGGCUCGUCUCUGGAAGGUUCCCGUGUUCAAGAACGGCUGCAUUCAGGGAGCUGACAUCUCCUCGUCCCUGCACCAGCAGAUGAUCCUCUGGCUCGGGGAAAUGAGCCGCACGUUCCACUUCAGUCCGGAGACGUUUGCACUGGGAGUGUGUGUCCUCAACAGACUGCUCUCCACCGUCAAGGCCCAGCCCAAGUACUUGAGAUGCAUCGCUUUCACCUCGCUGGUCCUGGCUGCCAAGAUUAACGAGGAAGAUGAAGUUAUAGGUUCAGUGAGAGACCUGGUGGUGCAGAGUGGAUGCAGCUUUUCUACCGCGGAGAUUCUUCGCAUGGAGAGGAUCAUUCUGGACAAGCUGCACUGGGACUUGUACACGGCAACACCCGUCGACUUCAUUCACAUCUUCCACGCCCUGCUGGUGCACGGCCACCCCCAGCUCCUCCCGUCCUCGGCCCUGGGCUCCGGCGGGGCCUCGGCGGCAGCAGCGGAGCGCGGGGCGCUGCCCGCCGCGCCGGGGCAUCAGAAGAGGCCGCCGGCCCUCCAGGUGGCGUUGUGGAGCAGGCAGGUGCAGCACUGUAUGGCCUGCCACCAGCUCUGGCAGUUCAAGGGCUCCACGUUGGCCUUGGCCAUCAUCACCUUGGAGCUGGAGGCGCUGACGGCCGACUGGUUCUCCGUGUUCACCGACCUGCUGAAGAAAGCACAGGUGGACAGCGCCGAGUUCAUCCACUGUAAGGAGAUGGUGGACGAGUACCUGCACAGCCUGGAGUUCUCCCUGCCGGCCAACGCCGUCUACAUCUUCGAGGGCGCUCAGAUCCAGGAGCGGGAGCGCGCCUGGGGCCCGGCGCAGCGCCUCCGGGUGGCCAGCAGGGGGCCGGAGCGGGACCUGGACGAGUACUGUGACGGUUUUGGAUGUUUGUACAAGGAGGAGCCGGAUCCAGCAGAGGAGGCGCGCGAUGUGGAGUGCUUGUUCGGAUCUCAAACAAUCAUCUCCCCCUGCCCCCCGCUGCACCCUGCUGUCAUCUAACGGGACAAUUACUAGUCCACAUGCCCAUCACAAAUGCACAGCCGGACUGCUGUAAAGUGCUUGUAUCCAAAUGUUAAUGAGCUAAAAAAGAAAAAGAAGAAAAAAAAACCGUUUGCAUAGGUUAAAUGUCGUCUUUGUUUCGGUCCCUUCUGUGCAUUUGUCCUGGCGCGUGUUGGCCGCAGAAGGACGUAUUGAUACUUUAGUCGUGACAGCAGAGCAGCGGAGGAGACGUGGUGAAUCACUGAGCCGGACUGAAGUGAGAUGUGAAUGUUCGUCUCCAGAGAGACCGGCCUGAGCCGUCUCCAGCCGUCCUCCCCGCCACCAGGGGUCCAUUUAAGUUGGAGCGCAACCGUUUUGUUUUUAAUUUGUUGUUUCUAAUUUUCUUUUUAACUAUUUGAAAGCUGAAUCUUGAUUUUUAUUUUUGUUGCCACGAGGCAUCUUGGUGCUCUGGUUCCCCCAGAGCCACAGAGCACUUUAAGAUAAAGACCAGCUUUUCUCUUUCUUUUUUAAACGUGUGUAUAUAUAUUUUUACCUUACUUACUUGUACUAAAUGUGUCAAGUGUUUUUUAUUUACAAAAGUUACACUUUACUUAUAAGCUUUAAUUUCCUGACUAAAUGAUGAAAAUUAUUUUAUUAUGAACCUCGGCAAUAUUUUUUAUUUACAUUUCAGACGAGCACCUUUUUGGGAGUUUGUUCAACACUAGAGUAGAAUAGCUUCUUAUGAGAUUACCCAUGACCUUUUCUUUUUUUUGUCUAAUAUUCAGAAAUGUAAAAAAGAAAACCUUAAUAGAUCAUUAGUCCUAAACAAUGUGAGCUUUGCUUCGUUUCAGGCUCCAAAGAUGAAAGCACACGUACUUGUAAACGGCACCAGGUCCUAACGUGGUACAGAUCAUGUGACGGCCCAAAGACGCUGAAUAUUCUCAGCAACAUCAUCUUUUUAGCCCCGACGGGCGACUGCUGAAUCUUUCCACUUUGCAUUCAAUACUGUGCAGCUCGACUUCCAGGAUUGUAUUAUCUCAUUCCAUUAUCCUCCGAGAUACUGAGGCAGCUACAUCGUACCGUUUUUGUCAACGACAGAAAUAAAGCUACAACUUCAAAAAGUCCCACGACUCAGUUUCU